AUGAACGGGACAACAGAAUGUUUACCUGUUCUUCUGGUUGGUGCUGGUGGCAUUGGAUGUGAACUACUAAAGAAUUUAGUGUAUAAUGGUUUUGAUAACAUAACAAUCUUUGCUGUUGUUUUCAAUGCACUAGACAAUCUUGCCGCACGAAAACAUGUUAAUCGUAUGUGUGUAUCAGCAAAGAUUCCUUUAAUCGAAUCUGGUACUGCUGGUUACUUGGGACAAGUUGAACCACUGCUUCCUGUCAUUCGAACAGAUGAAUCAACACAUUCGGAUGGAAAACUGAAUGACAAUAUGUCAGCCUAUCGUACUGGAUGUUAUGAAUGUCAACCGCGUGGUUUAGGCCAACGUCAUUAUCCUGCUUGUACUAUACGUAAUACACCUUCUGAACCAAUCCAUUGUGUUGUAUGGGCAAAAUAUUUAUUCAACCAACUAUUCGGUCAGUCGGAUGCCGACGAUGAAGAUAUCUCUCCAGAUUUCUCAGAUCCAGAUCUACAUAAUAAUAAUAAUAAUGACCAUAGUCAAAACGAAGAGAAGUUGCCUCCUGAUAGCUCCACCAACGAUGCACACAAUUCAGAUGACUUGAACAAUUCAAGCUUAAAUAAGCCAACAAAUCAUCAGGUAACCUUAAGAGAAUGGUUUCGUCAACUUUCGUCUACCAACCAAACUUGCCAUUCUAAUUCAAUAGAUACUGGGCUACCAUCCGCGGCUAGUUCACUCGCUUGGCGAUUAUUUCAUCGAGAUAUUGUCACACUGGUUGGUAUGCGUGAUCUAUGGGUAGAUCGUCAAGAUCGUCGUGAACCAACACCACUGGAGAUGUCUACAUUGAAGGAGGCGAUAACAAUGAACCAUGCUUCAGUAUCGUCAUGUACACCGUCACUGGAUUCAUCAAAUUCUAAUGAACUACGUGAUCAGCGUAAAUUGCCCGUAUCUGGUUGGCUUGAAAUCUUCUUGAAUGCCGUUGAGAAAUUACAAAAACAAGUGGAGGAUGGCAGUGGAGACAAGUUUUUAGUAUGGGAUAAGGAUGAUCAAGAAGCUAUGGAUUUUGUGGUAUCUGCUGCUGUCAUUCGAUCACACUUGUUCCAUUUACCCGGUGCUGAUCAACUCACUCGAUUUACAAUCAAAUCACUAGCUGGGAAUAUAAUCCCUGCGGUAGCGUCUACAAAUGCAAUUGUCGCUGGACUGAUGGUACUUCAAGCUAGACAUAUUUUAUCAAAACAUUAUGAGCGUGUACGUACAGUCUACCUACAUCGUCAACCAACUGGUCGUCGUGGUAAUCGUCGUCUUGUUGUCCCAGUGAAGCCGGCACCACCAAAUCCUUCUUGUCUGGUAUGCAGUGAUACAAUCAAAAAUUCUCAACUGCGCUUAGUCUGUUCACCAGAAACACUCACUUUGCGUAUUCUCCGAGAUCGUAUUCUGAUCCGACAUUUAGGCAUGUUAGCACCAGAUGUUGAACUAUCUGAUCGUGGUGUUAUUUUGAUAUCAAGUGAAGAGGGUGAGACAGACGAAGAUACAUUAAAUAAAACGCUAGCGGAGUUUAAUAUUACUCAGGAUACAUGUCUACAGUGUGAUGACUUCCGUCAGGAUUUUACCCUACGUCUUAUUGUAUCUUGUAUUGGUGUUGAGUCGGCGAGUCCACUGUCCUCAUCGAAAUCAUUGGACAACAGCAAUCGGCCUACACAACACCACCACCACCAACAACAACAACUUCAGCAGCUGUUCGAUAGUGACGAUCAGUCUGAACAAUGGUGUAUUCUGGGCAAUGUGGAUACCGUGUUAACAACAGUCAAAGAGAUUGAUAUGGUGAAUGGAAAUGGAGAGGAGCAUAAAGCGUUGUCGAAUCGCAAGGAUGAUGUCAACACCAGUAUCAAUGAGGACAAGGAGACAGACUCCGAUAUCAUUGAAAUCAUCGACGAGGAAUCUACGGACCUACCACAAACCCGACGAUCACCAUCAUCAGAAGAUCAAAUUUUUAAAGGCAGCAGUGUAAAGCGUAAAUUCCAGCCUGAUGAGCCGACUAGAGAUAAUCGUCAAAUCAAAAAGGCAAAACUGGAUACCAACGUUGAUGUUGAUGAUGACGCUUUAUUGUCGUCGCUUAAUGAGACUGUACCGAUAGUCAAUGUCGACUCUGAUGAUGACGAUCUCAUCCUUAUUGAGUGUGAUUAA
Trichobilharzia regenti is the source of this 2166-nucleotide messenger RNA. NCBI's taxonomy places the organism in Eukaryota, Metazoa, Platyhelminthes, Trematoda, Strigeidida, Schistosomatidae. The record is from the annotation of a GenBank genome assembly.